CUCGCCGUUCCGUAGCGCAGCCUCUUCCUCUCUUUCUCUUCCACCGUUCUCUCUGUCCUUCCCUGCCUUUGGAGCAGACAGAGGAGCAUCGGCACGGCAACGGAGCCACACAGGAGCAACGGAGAAGCCUGGAAACAAACGAGCUUCUGAACAUUUCCAACAUCAACAGAUACAUCCAACGUGAAACAGUUCCAAAGGCAGACCGGAGCAACAGAUUGCUCUUUAGGUGCAACUGUUGCUGAAACUGAUGGUGGCCCACAUGAUCUGAGACGAAGCUGGCGUCUGCGGAUUCGGGAAGACAGUUUCUCUGAAUGAAAGAAAAGCACUGACUCUGCCCAUAGCAGGAGGAACCAGCACUGCCAGGCGACGAGAAGAGAGGUCUCUGAUUCAUCUGGGAAAGCAAGACGGUUCAUGCAGGGCGUGAACAUCACCUUUACCACCCCGUCGUUCAUCCUUCUGCAGAAACCAAAGAUCACAAGUCAUUUGGAUGUGCAAAAUAGAUGGAGGAUGUUGGUUCAGAGGUAAGCUGUGAAUUGAGAAGAGCAACAUCAAGUCUAAUUGGUGCAAAGAUGCAGGUAAGAGCCACCAAGUGUCGCCAGUAAAUCCAGCAGGAAAUGACUUCUGAAGACCACAGAGGGUAAAAGAGCAGGAUGGUUGCAAGUAUCUACUGAAGAACGAAACCAAGGGAGACUCGCAAUGACUGGCAGAUGUUCUUCUCCAACAAAAACUGCAUGAACACGAAGAAAGAAGGCAUUCGUACCUUGCUACUCUACUUUCUUUUUUCUAGGAUGUUUAGCACCUGUGGAGCUUCUUUCAAAGCAUUCAAGCCUUUCCUCCUCCGUAACUUUUGCUGCAGCUAAAUCUGCACCGAUUUAAGUCGGUGUUGGCGUUGUUGUUGUUCCGACUCUUCUUUUCGGGGUGAAGUGGAUCUGCCGUGGGGGCAGCUGACAGCCGUCCAAGACGCCGCGAGCCGUACUCCGCGUGAAGAAUGCCCAGCCGCGCUUGGCCAAGCCGGCCGACCCGGGCCCGACGGCGGGCCUAUACAUGGAGAGAUCGCAGAGCCGCAUCAGCCUCUCGGCGUCCUUUGAGGCCCUCGCCAUCUACUUCCCCUGCAUGAACUCCUUCGAUGAGGACGAUGGCGUGGACACCGAUGGCAGGAAGUUGAAGGGAGGCAUCCAGAGGAGCACGGAGACGGGUUUGGCGGUGGAGAUGCCGAGUCGGACCGUCCGCCAGGCCAGCCAUGAAUCCAUAGAGGACAGCAUGAACAGCUACGGCUCCGAGGGGAAUCUUAACUACAGUGGGAUGUGUCUUGCAUCCGAUGCCCAGUUCAGUGACUUCCUGGAUGGGAUGGGACCGGCCCAGUUUGUGGGGAGACAGACGCUUGCAAUGACAUCCAUGGGCGAUGUAGAAAUCGGCCUGACGGAGAGAAACGGGGGUCUGGAGGUAGAAGUUGUUCAAGCGAGAGGACUCACCUUGAAACCAGGCUCAAAGGGACCUCCAGCGGCGUACAUCAAAGUUUACCUCCUGGAGAACGGAGUCUGUGUGGCCAAGAAGAAGACCAAAGCAGUGAGGAAGUCUCUGGAUCCUCUCUACAAUCAGGUCCUGGUCUUUUCUGAAAGCCCACAGGGGAAAGUGGUGCAGGUCAUUGUUUGGGGAAACUACGGACGAAUGGACCGUAAGAGCUUCAUGGGCGUAGCUCGAAUCCUAUUGGAGGAGCUCGACCUGAGCACCAUGGUGAUUGGCUGGUACAAGUUGUUCCCUACCUCCUCCAUGGUGGACCCGACUAUGGCGCCACUGAUCCGCCACUCAUCUCAGAUGUCUCUGGAGAGCACCAUCGGACCGUGUUGUGAGAGAUCCUAAGACUCAGGAGGGAAACUGUGCAGUUUCCUGUUGCUCAGAUUAAACUGAGUCUGAAGAAACGUUUUUAAACCCUGUAGCUCCGCCUGGCUCAGCCGGUCACCACUUCACCUGCACCAGGAACAAGUUAAGAUUCACAAGUCUGGGGAACGAUCAGAACUGGUUAAUGCCUGUGCUAACCAGCUGGUUAUCCUGCAUUCAUUUGAAAUAUAUCAUAGUUCUGAAGCAGAUUGUUUCCCGUGGCUCCUGGGAACCGCAUUUCUUUUCUUGUUGUAACCGACCAUCCCUCGGACUCUAAGGGAGAUUUCUCUCCCUUCAGACGUCUUUGAUGGAAGGAAAACCCAAACCUCCUUAAUGAGGAUACUUCAAAGCGGAGCUCGGCUGCUGACAUUGAUCACAUCCUGUUGGGACUCGGCGGCUCCGUUUGCUGCAGCUGCAGCCUACAUCCAACUCUCAUUCCCAGGGCUGCUUGUUGUCUUUCUACGUCCUCACUGGAGACCUGAUCAAAUCUCUCAGUCCACCGUAAUGUCUGAGAAACCAGUUCCUAUCGAUAGCAGGACUAAAAACACUAAGGUCUAAGUUAUUUGUUGCGACAUACCAAGAAACACCGGGUCCAACCACAGGAGCAGUUUUUGUGUUUAUUUCUGUGCGUUCCACAUUGGCUGAAUGAUGUUGAACUCCAUGGAACACGUGGGCCAUCCCAACAUGGCUGACAGCUGUUGUAGCUUCUGGAAGGAUCCGGAUCUUAACCUGAAGUUAGGAAUGACGACCGCUGCUGGUUCCUGUUGGUUAGAGCCUCACAUCGCAGCAGUUAGCUGGCUCACCUGCGGACCUACGUUACAGGGCUAAUCCUCCUCAAUCCCCAAAAACUGUUUGCAACCUGCUAAUGUUCACCAGUUACCAACUCACAUGACAUUUAAAGCACUUUUCAGUCUAUUCAGUUGAUGUUGUGUUGAUUUUAAAGAGAAAUAUACAUCCUUGCCUAUUAUAAAAAGCGACGAAGUCAAUUUAUUCUAACUAGGGUUUCAAAAAUAAAGGCGGCAAAGAUUUAUUUUUUGUAAAUUGUGAAUUUUAAACAUCCUCCAGAUUCGGUCCUGGUGUGAAAACUGAGAACUGCAGCUAAGAACCCCAAAAUUAAAUGAAAUUUUAUGCAUGCAGUCUAUUCUGCAGGAUUAUGAUUUUAAUAUAAAGUGGCUAAUGUUAAAUGCAUGACAUUAGCACAUUUAAAUUUUGCUGAGGCCUUACAGGGAACAAAGUGUACCCAGCAUGAUGCAGCCUGGUGUAUUCUGGGUCUAAAGCAACAAGUGUUUGUUCUUAAUUUAUUAUUUCUGCUCUGCUUUGGUUCGUUUUCACCUCCUCGUGCAGAUCACACUGGAUGCAGCGGCUGCUAUCACUGGAAAAUACAAGAAAAGUUCAAUCUUGGUUGCUGUAAAGAGCAAACAGCUGCCUGUGAACCUGGCAGCUGCAGCAGCUCUUCAGAUAAAUUUCUAACAUUCCUCUAGUCUUUUUUAAGCUUUGGUGAAUAACAGUUUCUGUUGUGCCAAUUUCUACCAGCACGUGUCUUCUUCCUCUUCCUCAGUUACCUUGUGGCAUGUGGCAUUGUGGGAGGGACAGCAGAAAAACCCAGCCGCACCACCGAACAGCAGCAUUCAGGCUGCGCAGGGAAGCGCCGCUUUCAUUCUAAAUUAAAGCCCUGAUCCACUGAAAGCCAAGCCACCUGGUGAUUAGCCAUGCUUCGACUGAAAACCGGAGGGAGGAAGAGGAGAGAGAGAAAGAGAGCAUGAAAUGUUCUUUGCACCAUCCAAACAAAGGAUCCGUCUGGACUGACGUCAGGUGUUACAGACUUCAAAAGAGGACGGAGAAAUGGGAUGAACGUAAAGGGAACACAAUGUGCACACUGUAGAGAAAUUUAUUAGAGCAAAAACCAUUUAUUUGGGCACUUUAAGAUCCAUAAUGUCUCCUUUGUGUGUACAUAUGACCACUGUUUGUGUCCUCUGGUGUGAGCCAAAGUGAAUCUGUCAUGACUUUGUUGAUAAAUGUUGAAACACAAGUGGAAGGAGGUGAUGAUAUCUUUGCUAGAUUCUUUUUCUGAGACUGUAGCAGUAGCUGGUAGCAUCUGCCUGACAGGUUAAAUAUUUCUACUAUUAGCACAAAACUUGGUAAGAUUUAGCAUGAGCUACACAGAGGUCAGAGGUCAGAGGUCACGGUUUGAACUGAGGAACAUUCCUAUGUAGCACUUUUAUCCUUUCUUUCUUAAGACGUUCUGUUUCAGCUGCUUUCUGUUAAAAAAUAAAACUAACUCAUCAGGACUUUUUAGUUUUCUGGUUGGUUAGAAGCAACAUUUUGAAAUAAAAUCCGUUUGGUUGCCAUAAUCACUGGAUGAAUUCCUCUAAUUCAAACCAGUUUUUGUGAAUGUGGCCUCUGCUUUGCCGGUAGCUUCGCUCCAAGCAAAUUCCUGUCACUCUGUGAAGCAAUAAAACGUCCAGUUUCAUGGCUGUUCAUGCAUAACAAACACACAAGUUAUGAUUCCAUCACCAACGCAUCAGCUCUACUGUCUGAAGAGCCGUUUAUGUUCCCCAGUGGGAUGUUCCUGCUUUACGUGUCUGUGGGAUGUUUUGACACUAAACAACUAAACAUUAUUAUACAUUUAAUUAUGUUUAAACUCCCAAUGGAAAUGCCUCUAAAAUGCUGUGUGUGUUUAAACAUUUUAGGAGAAAUCACUGCUCUGAUUGGGUCUCAGCUCUGAAGGACUGGGUUGAAUCCUCUCAUUUGGUGGAAACACAAAAAGACUUUUAGCUUUGAAGACAAUAAGCAGAUAAUCACUGAAAGGUGUUGUGUUCUCAGCUAUAAUUACUGAUUUGUCUGGAGAGAAAGAGAUGAAGACACCAGCUCUCCUUCAGCUCAGACAGGGGAAGUUUGAUGGAUAUUUAAUAUCAAAUUAACUAAAUUCUGGUCACCUUUGCAAUAGCUCUUUGCUCACCGUCGUCCAAAACUGUCGAUGCAUGUGCAACACGAGUGAUUUGCAUGUGCAACACGAGUGAUUGUUUUCUGAUAAACCCCUUAAAUCUGUUUUCAGACUGGAUCAAAAUCCAGCAGCAGUGUAGAAAUACACGAUGAUCUUUGGAGAUUAUUGGCGGCUCCUCAUCAUGAUCAACAUUUUGCAGCAGCUUUGAACAGACAACAAACCUGGAGAUCAAGGUUGUGGUGGUUUAUUGUCAUAAUGCUGGCAGCUGAAGUUUAAGACCAGACAAAACCUGAUUUACUACUUUACCCACCAAGGAGCAUCAACCAGUGGAAAACUUAAAAAAAAAUGUAUUUUAUCUUAUGGAUGGUUUCACAAAACUACAAAUAUCCCUAACAUUAAGAAUUAACUGAUGGCUGGGAAUAAAAAACAUGACAGCAGCUAUUUCUGAAGUUUAUGACAUGUUAGUAAAUCUGCAUGAAUCUAAAAUAGACAUAUUUAUAUUUACAUGAAAUAACUGCAGACUGUGACCUACGGAAUGUGUUUGGUGCCAAAGUUAUGACAUAUUGAGAACUAAGUGAUCCACAAAAGAUAACAAACUUCUGCAUUUCUGACUUUAACUUUAGAAAUAAAGCCAGAUGCUUUUCCUGUUAGCUCAAAGCUAGCCCUGCACCCGACGGAAAUGUCCCGUUGCUUCACAGCUCUGUAGAUUAACUGAAUAAGGCCGAAUGAGAGUUAAACUUGUAAAGAUUCUUCCUGUCAUUCACUCCAACUAACAUGCAUUCAUUGGGCAUUAGGUGAAACGUCGGUUAGCUUAACUUGAUUGUAAAACCUCAAUAGCCGGUUUGUAUUGUGUGACAUGUCUGCAGUAAGAAAUGUUUAUGUGCAAAAUGUGCAUCUGCACCACUGACAGAAUCAAAGCCAGUUAGAAGUGAUUGUGUCUUUAAAAGCUGCUUCGGGUUUAUUUGAGAUGUUUUGUCCCUGUAAGGUCUAAUGGAUGAGCUACUGAAAUGAAAUGUUGCAGUUAGCAAACGUCUCACCAAAACGUUACGGCUUCCCUUUGAUUCUGUCACUUGAAUGUUCAAAUGUAAACUUUAUCAAUUGUAAUGUAAAUAGAGGCCUUAACACACAUGACACACAUUUUGUCAGGGCUAAGGACAAAGAAUUGUCAUAUUAUCGUAUCCAAACAACACGAAACAAGAAAAAAAUAUACAAACGGUGUCAACAUUUCAACCCAUCACCAGUAGAGUAGAAACUAUGGAGGUUAUUAAUUUCAUGUGUUUCAAACAACUUUUCCAAGAUGAACUGCACUUUAUAAUUAUUAUUAUUAUUAUUAUUAUUAUUAUUAUUAUUAUUAUUAUUAGUUUGCUAAGACAUUUUUGAGGCCUGUUGAAAACAGAGGACUCUCUAUAAGAACGUUUCUGCUUGCUGCUGUUUUCUGAACGUCUGUUUGGUUGCAGUUCUGCAAAACUCAGUAAAAUACACUAAAUAUCUCAAGUUAAAUAUUUUAACUUCAAACUGGUCUCAGCCUUUCCGACGUGACACUUUUUCAUGUUGGCAUUUUUUAGUUCCAACUGAUUUUAUGUCCAAGUUGAUUUUAUGUCCAGGAUUUCAAGAAAUUGUAACUGUUGCUAGCUAUUAAUAAAUUUGUAUUUUAGUAAUGAUGAAUAACUAUAAUUGGUUAAAUCAACUAUUCCUUUUUAAGGAUAGUUUGAUCUAGUGGCAAUUACAUCGUUGUGAUAUACAGAAAUAAUUCACAACAUUUAAAUCAUGACACAGGAAACAUUCAGACUGAUUUGUUUAGGGAAACUUUUGGUGGAAAUGUGUGUUUUUGCAGAAAAUGCACCUAAGAUGUGAAACAUUGCUCAUGAAAAUGUCUUUCUCAUCAAGCAACAAGAAAUUUGAUUAUGUUUCUUCAUGUUUUGAGUGGCAGUGUGUCAUUUUGAAAGAACAUUUCGGUGAAGGAGUGGGAGGACAAGAGGGUUGAUACAACACCAAACACUGGCUGGUGGAAGAUUUCCUCUGCGCUGCUGCUGUGCAGACGCAGCGGUUAUUAAACUAUACCCUCCAUCUUCUCCAGCAAUACUCAUAAAAACGUUCCCCCUCAUGCCAUCUGGAGCAUCCUCCCAUCUGAUGUGUCCCACAUGAGCACGAGCGAAAACAUUUUCAGGCUGUCUUACUCUGCUGAGAAUCAAAGAUGAAAUCAUCUUUCAUCUAUUUUCGUCACAUUUUGCCGUCUUUGUGAUUCAGCCGCUCAAAACACCCUGAUGUGAUUCUGUACUGCUCUUACGAUACGAAGCCAUAAUAUUUCCAUUCACAGCCUUAAAGUUUCAUGUCGGAAUUAUUUAAAUUUCCAAACAUUUCUUCCUUCCACACAUGUAUAUUUAUAUAUAUAUGCUGGAAGGAGAUGUUUUGGUCUUUGGGAGGGUGUCAUAAGGUUCUUCAGGCCUUUUUGUUGUUGUUGUUAGAAACAGAUUUGUAAAAGCAAAGCUGAUUAUAAAUCUGUUUUCCUCCGUCUAGAGCUUCUACCCAGGGAUAGUUUGUGUCUGUUUUAAGCCUCACCUUCACAGGUUUCAGCUGUCUGUCGUUUCUGAUGUUAAAUAUCUUCACUGGAUACAGUCUCCAUUUGAAAAUCCUGUUUCCUUUUUUUUUUAGCUUCACUUGAUCAACACCAACAAAUGUUUGCAUAAACCUGGUGUUAGCGCAGCGCUAAGCAGCAGAAGCAUGUGUGCAUCGCUUUUAUUUAUUGCUCACGUUUUGGCACCUUGAGGACUGAUUUGUUAUCAGGGCAGGAAAACGAUGAUGCAACUUUAGUUUUAUUCACUGCAUUUAGAUUCUGGAUAUAUUUGCAGAUUAUCUGACAAACUGUUCGGUUGUUGAGUAAAUGCACAAUUUGGUGUAACUGGUGUUCUAAUCCAGCUGUCAAUAAAAUAGUUUAACUCCA
Molecule: messenger RNA, 7763 nt
Organism: Poecilia reticulata (guppy)
Lineage: Eukaryota; Metazoa; Chordata; Actinopteri; Cyprinodontiformes; Poeciliidae
Gene: rims4
Product: regulating synaptic membrane exocytosis 4
Biological process (GO): regulation of synaptic plasticity; regulation of membrane potential; calcium ion-regulated exocytosis of neurotransmitter
Cellular component (GO): cytoskeleton of presynaptic active zone; presynaptic membrane
Molecular function (GO): transmembrane transporter binding; small GTPase binding
Source: RefSeq, a predicted model, not a curated record